GGUAUCGUGAAAAUUUUGUCAAGCCUGUAGUGCUCCGAGAGUCGUGAAGAUUCGAUCGUUGGUUUCAAAAUUGAAGAAAGUUGAUCAACUUCUUUUAAUUCGCAUAACGUUUUUCUCUUGUAUGAAAUACAUUUGCGCGAUAAAAAUAAAACGUUUUUCAAUAAAUCGCACACACAAAAUGGUACCAGCUCCGCUCAACUUGAGGGAUCUCAAUUCAAAUGAUGAGGGUACACCAGAUCAGAACGAAACAGAACAGGAUCAGAACGAAGUUCUUGAUGAAGAACCUCAAGACGGUCCUCUACCGAAUCCGGAUGCGCCCGUAUAUAAAGGCGGGGCCCGCAGACGCAACGCAAUUGCCCUACCAAGUAUGGCUCUUCAAGCGCCUCAAUACGAUUACACGAGUGCGGAGGAAUCGACCGAUGAAGCUCGCAGGUUCCGAAGGACAUCAUCCGAGGAAUCAACCGAUGAAGCUCGCAGGUUCCGAAGGGCAAGACGCCGCGCACAAGAUCUGGAAGAGGAAGAACGGGAUCGAUUACGAAUUUUCGCGCUAGGUUCCGCACGCAAUUUGGCGCUCAAUGCAGAAGUACCAGAGGAAGCUACAUCCGCCGAUGGCGACAAUGAGUACGAAGAUUCCAGCGAUAAUUCGCGCGAUAAAAAACGGAGGAAAAAAGUAAAUCAGCGAUCAUGUAUACGAACUUUUGACGCAUUACACAUGGCUUUUAAUCGAGAACGUCAGGAAUUCGAAGUGAGUAGGCAAGAAGAAGCCGCUGCGAAUUUUCCACCGCCUAUUUCGCCACCUAGAUACAUUUCCAGUAGCAGAGACAGUGGGCAUUCCAGUGACUAUGCUCAAAGUCAAGUGUCUAAUAGUGACGAAUUACAAGGAGCAUGGGGUUUACCACCGCCACCGCCUUCGACAUCUUCUCAAAGCAGUACUAGGAGACGCAGUAGGGAUGAAGACGAAAGUUCAGGACCCUCAUUAAGUCAAAUAGGGGUUUCGGGGUUUGAACGAGAGACAGAGGAUAAUGUCUCAGAUCAAGUUCCCCAACACCGUCGAAAGAAACCACGAAAGGGAGGAAAACCAAAACCAAAAUCAUCUUCCGAACAUAAUUCGGAAUCUUUAACUUCUUCGAGUAGUCUGAGUCCUCCUACUCCGUUGGAUAGAAGUCCCGAAAAUAAAUUUCCUAGUCCAGAUUAUAAAUUCCCUAGUCCUGAAAAGAAAUUUCCUACUCCAGAAAAGAAAUCUCCUACUCCAGAAAAGAAAUUUCCUACUCCAGAAAAGAAAUUUCCUACUCCAGAAAAUGAAUCUCCUACUCCAGAAAAGAAAUUUUCUACUCCAGAAAAGAUAAUUCCUAGUCCAGAAAAGGAAUUUCCUACUCCAGAAAAGAAAUUUUCUACUCCAGAAAAGAUAAUUCCUAGUCCAGAAAGGGAAUUUUCUACUCCAGAAAAGAAAAUUCCAAGCCCAGGAAGGGAGUUGUAAUCAAAGAUCGAGAAGGAGUUCAGAAACUAACGAAUAUACUAUCCUAUAUUCGAUACAACGAUUUUUUUAAAUUUAUCUUCAAACAAAUUUAAAGAAUGACACAACCUAGAAUCGAUUCUAGUUCAAUAAGUUUGGUCAAAGAUCAUUCGAGACGCUACACGACUCUGUAAAAUAAUCCGAUUUUCCUUGUAUCAAAGGAAUCUCGCUGAUCCAUAAAAUGGAUCGAAUUUUAAACUGAACAAAGUAAAUUGAAUAAUUGUACUAGAGAUUAAUUUUCUUAUCAAGUAUAAAAAUACGACGGAACUGAAAAAAUUAA
Messenger RNA from Trichogramma pretiosum, 1793 nucleotides. Its product is annotated as histone-lysine N-methyltransferase SETD1A-like. The record is from RefSeq and is a predicted model, not a curated record. Bases 122 to 1477 code for a protein of 451 amino acids. Lineage: Eukaryota; Metazoa; Arthropoda; Insecta; Hymenoptera; Trichogrammatidae. The transcript is spliced from 7 exons.